Sphaerodactylus townsendi is the source of this 2096-nucleotide messenger RNA. Its product is annotated as gap junction gamma-1 protein-like. The coding region runs from base 109 to 1260 and encodes 383 amino acids. Gene Ontology annotation, biological process: cell communication. Gene Ontology annotation, cellular component: connexin complex. The record is from RefSeq and is a predicted model, not a curated record. The transcript is spliced from 3 exons. NCBI's taxonomy places the organism in Eukaryota, Metazoa, Chordata, Lepidosauria, Squamata, Sphaerodactylidae.
GACCAUCUAGGGCCCCUUUGUUCGGGCGGGCGGGAGGAGAGGGAUUGCCGCCGGGCGGGAGUCUUUGUGAGGUUGCACCGACGGCCACGCUGCCUGAGCUGAGCCAGGAUGAGUUGGAGUUUCCUGACACGCCUCCUAGAGGAGAUCAACCAACAUUCAACUUUUGUGGGGAAAGUGUGGCUUACUGUACUGAUCGUCUUUCGCAUUGUGCUCACUGCUGUGGGGGGCGAGUCCAUCUACUAUGAUGAGCAGAGCAAGUUUGUGUGUAACACCCAGCAGCCAGGCUGUGAGAACGUCUGCUACGAUGCCUUUGCUCCGCUCUCGCAUGUCCGUUUCUGGAUCUUCCAGAUCAUCUCGAUAGCCACUCCCUCUGUGAUGUACCUGGGAUUUGCAUUGCACCGACUCUCACGUCAGCCCCCUCAAAGAAACCGAGCACCUGUGGUGCGCCGUGGUGCAGUCCGUGACUAUGAGGAGAAGGAGGACAAUGGUGAGGAAGAUCCCAUGAUCUUUGAGGAGGUGGAGCCAGAGAAAGACAUGAAGGUAGCCAAGGACCAGAGACAUGAUGGCCGUCGGCGGAUCAAGGAUGACGGGCUGAUGACUGCAUACGUGCUGCAGCUGCUGUGCCGCUCUACAUUGGAGGUGGGCUUUCUGCUGGGGCAGUAUGUUCUGUACCGUUUUGAAGUAAACCCCUCAUAUGUGUGCAGCCGGAGUCCCUGUCCCCACACUGUCGACUGCUUUGUCUCCCGUCCCACUGAGAAAACAAUCUUCCUCCUCAUCAUGUAUGCUGUGAGUGGCCUUUGUCUGUUUCUCAAUAUCUGUGAGCUGUGCCACCUGGGUGUGGGCGGGAUCAUGGAUGCGUUCCGGAGCUCUGACAAGGAUGCCAGUGUUGCUCACAGGCACCCCUAUGCCCAAAAGGAUCCCAGCGCACCCCCAACCUACCAUUCUCUCAAGAAGGAGUCCUCAAAGAACCAACUAGCCAAGAACAAACUGGCCUAUGGUGGAGAGAGCUUGGCCGGCAUGGCCACUGAACGCUAUGCUGUUCCACCGGGCCUCCCGAGUCAUGAACUGGAACGGCUACGCAAGCACCUUAGGAUGGCACAGGAGCACCUGGAAAUGGCUUUCCACUUCCAGCCACUGGAUACUGCCAGCCCUUCGCGUAGCAGCAGCCCUGAGUCAAAUGGCCUGGCUGCGGAGCAGAACCGUCUCAACUUGGCACAUGAGAAGGAAGGAGCAGCCUGUGAGCGGACUACUGGUCUUUGAAACACUGGGCCUCACUGGGCAGCUGCACAAAUGACUACAGGAAGCGUCUGUGAGGAAUUGGCAAUGUGAAUGUCUCGCUCCUAGCCUGAAGUUUGAAAAUGCCCUGACAGUGUGGGUGGAACGGACUCUUGAUUCCUGAGGAAAAAAGAAGGGGAAAGAUACAAGUCUCAACAUUUUUGGCCUUUGGGGGGUUGGGAGGCUGUUGUAGGACUCCGCUGGAAUCCUAGCUCUGUGUAUGUAUGUGAAUGUGUGCCUUUCUUUAAGGGUCUAAAUGGGAAACUUAUUUUUUUACUAUGUAGAGUAAUACUUCAUAGAGGUGCUAUUUUGCCCCCCUUCCCUGCUGGUUGUCUCCAGUAGGGGAUGUCUUCCUUUAGGUGGGACUGGGUAGAUGGGUACGUAGCUGGUUCCCCACUGUUCCUCAUGGAGGUUAUUGGAGACGCGGGCGGAGGAGAAAACAAGAUGGGCACAACUUCCUGGAUUUAUUUACAUCGCCAGGCACAAAUAUGGCAUCCUCUUUCUUUUCUUCUUCUCCUCUUCCCAGAUUAUGAAAGCUAUCGGUGGUUGGGCCAAAGAUAUCUCAGUUACAUUCCAAGAUGCCAGCUUCUGGACAUCAUUUGUCGUUUUGCUCUCUAUAGGGUACUGUCCUGGGGUCCCCUCCCCCCAUCCAUUGGAGUGGGACUGCAGUAACAUUUUGAUCAUCUCAGUGAUUGAUGUACAAUGUAUUUUUAUUUUUGUCUUUUGUUAAUUUUACUGGACUAGUUAUGAAGUUUUGCUUUUUUUAUACACAUGCAUAUAUAUAUAUAUUUGGUAAAAAUCAGGAGAUUGUUUUCUAGAAA